Molecule: messenger RNA, 1002 nt
Organism: Staurois parvus
Lineage: Eukaryota; Metazoa; Chordata; Amphibia; Anura; Ranidae
Source: the annotation of a GenBank genome assembly
AUGAAUGUGUCUUAUUGGUACUAUUCCUACAAGAUCAGUAGUAGAUCUUCAUCAUUGUUCUCUGUCAGAAAAUCAAAUAUUAAAGAAAUAAUACCUGACAUAAGCCUAGUUAAAAAUCAGUUUUCAAAACUCUCCAGCAAUCCUUCAAACCGAAUUUGGACUGUGAAACCAGUGGGACGAUUUGGCAAUCAGAUAGGACAAUAUGCAACUCUAUACUCCCUUGCCAAACUGAAUGGACAUCCAGCCUAUAUCACUCCUAGAAUGCAUGAAACCUUGUCCAAGUUAUUCAAGAUUAAUUUGCCUAUGAUUUCUGAAGAAGUAUAUAAUCGUAUCAAAUGGAGAAAUUAUCCAAUCAAGAACUGGAUGUGUCCAGAGUACAAGAACAUUUCAGGUCAGUAUGUCAAACUGGUUGGAGUGCCAUGUUCAUGGACCUUUCAUCACCAUAUCUGGGAGGAGAUACAUCGUGAAUUUACUUUCCAUGACUUUGUUAAAGAAGAAGCUAACACCUAUCUUUCUAAAGUCAAAGGAGAAAGGGAAAAUGUUACAUUUGUUGGGGUCCAUGUCCGUAGAGGGGACUAUGUUGCAAUUAUGCCCAAGAGAUGGAAAGGAGUUUUAGCAGACAAGGGAUAUUUGCAAAAGGCGAUGGAUUACUUCAGAAAUAAGUAUGAAAACCCACUUUUUAUUGUGACCAGUAAUGGGAUGGAUUGGUGUAAAGAGAAUAUUAAUAACUCAUUGGGAGAUGUUCACUUAGCUGGAGAUGGGAAUGAGGCCUUUCCUUCUCGAGAUUUUGCACUAUUAACACACUGUAACCACUCAAUAAUAACCAUUGGGACUUUUGGGAUUUGGGUUGCUUAUAUUGUGAGAGGUGAAACAGUUUACCUUUCAAAUUAUUUGUUACCAAAUUCUCCUUACUUUAGAUUUUUCAAGUAUGAAACAUCGUAUCUCCCAGAAUGGAUUGGAAUCCCUGCUAAUCUGUCUUCACUUUUGAAGAAAACUACAUAA